Centruroides sculpturatus (bark scorpion) is the source of this 879-nucleotide messenger RNA. RefSeq names its product myotubularin-related protein 6-like. Gene Ontology annotation, cellular component: early endosome membrane. The record is from RefSeq and is a predicted model, not a curated record. The transcript is spliced from 3 exons. NCBI's taxonomy places the organism in Eukaryota, Metazoa, Arthropoda, Arachnida, Scorpiones, Buthidae. Gene Ontology annotation, molecular function: metal ion binding. Bases 102 to 776 code for a protein of 224 amino acids.
GGUUAAAAGAACGCACUUACUCUUUAUGGGGUUACUUGUCCAAUCAUCUUUCGGAAUUUUUAAAUCCCUUAUACAAACGGGAUUCGGAACUGAAGGGACCGAUGAGACCCUGUCUGGCUCCUCAGGCCAUGAAAUUUUGGAGAGGAAUGUAUAACAGGUUUGAAAACGGUGUUCAUCCCAGAGAACCAUUGAGUGACAUGCUAGUGGCCACCAAAGAUCACAUCACCAGUCUCGAAGAUCACAUACAGUUUUUACAGAAGCGAUUCAAUCAACUGAAAGAGAUGCUGGGACAGCCCCCCACCCCUUCCGGAGACAUGCCUUCGGUCGACGGCGAGCUUCUGGACGAAGUCGACAGUUUUGUCAUGGUCACCACGCCCCAAUUAAAUUCCGGAGGUACUUCGAGUAUUCAAAGUAGUCAAAGCAGUGCACAAGAUUCCGGAUAUAGCGACUUGGAAAUACAGGAAAUGCUACAGGACGGAAGUAAACAUUGCGCAUUUCUUUUUGUCAGCAUGUUCUAUAUGCAAAGAAGAAAAAUUCCUUCGCGUUCUAAUAUUAAACGUAGAGAAGAGGAACUCGGUAUUACGGGGUCGGAUGACACUCAAAUUGGGCAAUUACAAAACACAAAACCAUCAAUGAUUUUAAGACGGCACUGCGGAAAAUGGUGGGAACGGGUGGAUUUAGGGAGAACACGCUCGAGGAUGAAAAGCCGCGAGAACCGGGCACUUCAUGUGUUUCGUCUAAAUGAUGUAAAUAUUAAUUAUGGUCCAGAAAAAUAACAAGAAAUGUAUGGAGUGCCACUCCCCUUCCAAUUCAUAUAUUUUUUUUCUUGAUUUCCGGCUCGUCCUCCUCUUUGUAUCCGUUCGGAGGGUCAAAUUCGCC